Parastagonospora nodorum SN15 is the source of this 456-nucleotide messenger RNA. RefSeq lists its product as hypothetical. Lineage: Eukaryota; Fungi; Ascomycota; Dothideomycetes; Pleosporales; Phaeosphaeriaceae. The transcript is spliced from 2 exons. The record is from RefSeq and is a predicted model, not a curated record. The coding region runs from base 1 to 456 and encodes 151 amino acids.
AUGACAACAUUGGACAUGUCCUUGCCGGGCCUGAACCAGCCUCCCCUCAUCACCUCAUUACUCCCUGUCCGGACAAGCUCCCCGUUCCCGCCUCUCGCCAGUAUGCGCCCUUCGAUGCAUGCACCUACUUAUGUGACUCGGCUCAUCACCGCGCAGCAGCCGUUUCAUCCUUUCUCUACCGCCUCACGAACACAUGUUGCAGCACGCGCAUAUCGCCAAACCUUGUCGGAUCCGGGUGAACACCCCCGAGAUUCGAGUACGCUCAGGCCGCCUCCCAUACCAUCAGGUUUGCAAACAUUCCAUGUUCAAGCCGAUGUCAUCGUUGGCGUGUCGUCUUCUGAUCGUGAGACCAGCAUGAAGCCUUCAGUUCAAUUACCGAAAUUGCAGUCAAGCGCUGACGGGUAUGCCGAGCCAGGGCCAUCCAGGCUUCAAGAGGCCGACGUGCCGGUUCAGUGA